GUGCUGCUCGUGUUGCCGCUGGGUACCUUUGCUGCCAGUGCUGAUCCAGCCGGAGGCGAAGAGAAGCACUUUGGGGGCAAAAGAAAAAUGAAGACGGGACAUUUUGAAAUAGUCACCAUGCUGCUGGCAACCAUGAUUCUAGUGGACAUUUUCCAGGUGAAGGCUGAAGUGUUAGACAUGGCAGAUAAUGCAUUUGAUGAUGAAUACCUGAAAUGUACAGACAGGAUGGAAAUUAAAUACGUUCCCCAACUGCUAAAGGAGGAAAAAGCAAGCCACCAGCAAUUAGAUACUGUGUGGGAAAAUGGAAAAGCCAAAUGGGCAGCCCGAAAGACUCAAAUCUUUCUCCCUGUGAAUUUUAAGGAUAACCAUGGAAUAGCCCUGAUGGCAUAUAUUUCUGAAGCUCAAGAGCAAACUCCCUUUUACCAUCUGUUCAGUGAAGCUGUGAAGAUGGCUGGCCAAUCUCGAGAAGAUUAUAUCUAUGGCUUCCAGUUCAAAGCUUUCCACUUUUACCUCACAAGAGCCCUGCAGUUGCUGAGAAGACCUUGUGAGGCCAGUUCCAAAAAUGUGGUAUAUAGAACAAGCCAGGGCACUUCAUUUACAUUUGGAGGGCUAAACCAAGCCAGGUUUGGCCAUUUUACCUUGGCAUAUUCAGCCAAACCUCAGGCUGCUAAUGAUGAGCUCACUGUGUUAUCCAUCUACACAUGCCUUGGAGUUGACAUUGAAAAUUUUCUUGAUAAAGAAAGUGAAAGAAUUACUUUAAUACCUCUGAAUGAGGUUUUUCAAGUGUCACAGGAAGGGGCUGGCAAUAACCUUAUCCUUCAAAGCAUAAACAAGACCUGCAGCCAUUAUGAGUGUGCAUUUCUAGGACUAAAAACCGAAAACUGUAUUGAGAACCUAGAAUAUUUUCAGCCCAUCUAUGUCUACAACCCUGUCACAGGUUCUACUGAUCACUUCACAGGGACUUUAGCUGACUCUUCAACAAAGACAUUUUCUCGGCUCCUUGAGAUCCCUGGUAGACAAGCUAUUUGUAAUGACUUUUCUUAAUAGUGGGGGCAGAGAAUGUUCCAGCUCAUUAGCCAAGGUGAGAAAAACCAGAAGCUUGAAGACCAUAGUGAGAAAAACUGGAAGCUUGAAGACCAUGGUGAGAAAAACCAGAAGCUUGAAGACCAUGCUCCAGGUCCAGUUCCUGUUCCAGGUCCCAAAAGCCAUCCUUCUGCAUCCUCGGGCAAACUGCUGCUUCCACAGUUUGGGAUGGUCAUCAUUUUAAUCAGUGUUUCUGCUAUAAAUCUCUUUGUUGCUCUGUAGUUUGAUGCAUUGUUUAUCUUUCUUAUUCUUUACUUGAAAUAACUAUAGGGAUCCACAGGAGAUCAAAAGGAAUGAUGUAUUUUUUAACGUGUUGGCCAAAGUCACUGGAUAAAAUGAGAAUUGUAUAUUUGUUAUUCAUUUUGCAAAUUCAGAAAGUUGGUCCAGAUAUAUGUCACAGAACUUUUCACUUGUAUACUACUCUUACAAUGGAAAAAAAUCCCAAAAACUGUAUACUUCUGAUUAAAUUCAAUAAAAGAUUUUGAUUAGAUA
Messenger RNA from Pan troglodytes (chimpanzee), 1575 nucleotides. It is a transcript of the gene ART3, whose product is annotated as ADP-ribosyltransferase 3 (inactive). Gene Ontology annotation, molecular function: NAD+-protein-arginine ADP-ribosyltransferase activity; NAD+ poly-ADP-ribosyltransferase activity. The record is from RefSeq and is marked provisional. Lineage: Eukaryota; Metazoa; Chordata; Mammalia; Primates; Hominidae.